UUCCAAUACGCUAAGCAGAUCUUCGUGAGGCCAUGCGGAAGAAGAUCUUUUCAUGACCCUCAGAUCAUCAUGUUAGUGGAACAGACAAUGUUACAGAUGAUGGUUGCUAUGGUGAUGACCUGUCUCAUUCCUGCCGUGACCUACGCCGUCCAAGUCGAUUUCCCCAAAGUGCCGCAUCGCCAUCAUAAAAUACGCUCUUCAUUGACCCAUGAUGAAUCGGAUGUCGACCCCCAUCCAUCAAGGAUAAUCGAUGACGCGUUCGACAAUGCCCACAUCAUCCCAUUCAACGAUAAAACAAGAGCGCCGUCUACGUCUGGACUGGAUUCCCAACUUAAACACGGACUGGUAGAAAGACGAAGAAGAAGUCAACAUAAUCAACAUUGGAAUCAGAAAAAUGACAAGAACAAUCAUGACAAAGGAAGGACUUUAAAAUCCUUGAGGACGGAAAAUAAAUAUGAGCACAAGCUUCUUAAAGAUCAUGGUAAUUUUUCUGUUAAAAAUUAG
Messenger RNA from Strongylocentrotus purpuratus (purple sea urchin), 504 nucleotides. RefSeq lists its product as uncharacterized. The record is from RefSeq and is a predicted model, not a curated record. The coding region runs from base 70 to 504 and encodes 144 amino acids. The transcript has 2 exons. NCBI's taxonomy places the organism in Eukaryota, Metazoa, Echinodermata, Echinoidea, Camarodonta, Strongylocentrotidae.